AUGGUAUUGUGUGAUUUGUAUGCCAGCGUGAAUUUGAUGCCACUUGCUGUAUGUAAGAAUCUGGGUUUGGAAGAUCCAACACCUACUAACAUGCGACUGGUGAUGGCAGAUAGAUCAAUAAAGCGGCCUGUUGGAAUUUUGCAUGAUGUGUUGGUAAAAGUAGCAGACUUUAUUCUUCUUGUUGAUUUUGUGGUACUGGAUUGUGAUGUGGACUUUGAGGUACCCAUUAUCUUGGGAAGGCCACUCUUGGCAAUAGGAAGAGUAAUAGUUGACAUGGAGUUGAAUGAGCUCAAGUUUAGGCUAGAUAAAAAGGAGACAAAAUUCAAAAUACAUCAACCCAUGUCACAACAAAAAGAUAUGAAUGUCUUCUCAAUCGUUGACGUCUUCUAUGAGAUGAAAAAAGGGUAUCAACAGGUUGUCUUGGCAAAUUCUGAGUAG
Messenger RNA from Capsicum annuum, 438 nucleotides. RefSeq lists its product as uncharacterized. The record is from RefSeq and is a predicted model, not a curated record. NCBI's taxonomy places the organism in Eukaryota, Viridiplantae, Streptophyta, Magnoliopsida, Solanales, Solanaceae. The transcript has a single exon. The coding region runs from base 1 to 438 and encodes 145 amino acids.